AUGCAUCAACUCCUUCACGAGAGCCUCCUCAGUCAGUCAGAUGACCCCCAAGAGGACUGUCCCCUCUUCCGUAUUCUUCCAGGCGAGAUCAGAGACAGCAUCUUCUGUUACGUUCUGACGGACCAUCCGGACCCGGACCCGUCAAAUCAAUUCAGCGACAAAACGUGCUAUACUCGUCCUUCAUGGAAAGCAGACCAGUCAACCGAUACCCGAUUACUCCGUACAUGUCGCGCCAUUUAUCGUGAGACAUGGUUCAAACCGUUUCUCUUACGAGAGCAUACGCGAUGGUUAUCGUCGCCAGACCGUGCCCCACCUUCUAGGCACCAUCCGCCUCCGAUGAGCAGAAUGCUCAAACGAAUUGCGGAUCAACAAGGCACAAACAACGUCGAGAUUGAGAGGCUGAGGAUCUUUGCGCAGAUGUACAAGCUUGAGGAUGGCGAGCUCAAGCGCCUCCUCAACUCGUCGUAUCUUGCGCCCCGCAUCGUGACGCUGACCAUCCGUCACACUGAUUGGUGGUUUUGGGAGGACGACGAGCCCCUUCGCUUCGAGGCAAAUUGGAUCAAGGGCGUUGCCAGUGUCUUGUCAUCCAGCACGAACCAGUUCUGCUUUGAGCUGGAGUCCUUGAAGAGGAAGAAGGACCAGGUCGACAAGAUCGCGGCGCAGAUGAUCAAGAAGUGGUAUUUCAAGCGCAAAGACGGUGUUGUUCUUUAUGCGGCCACCACGAAACAAAGCCAGUGGAGUGGUUCGAGCACUUGGAAUAACCAACGCUGGGUUCGUGAUGAGACCGAGGAUGGAAUGCUCGAUUAUUACAUCGUCACAGUCACGUUCCUUCCCAAAAUCGAGAUCGAGCGAAAGGGCGGCAGCGUUAGCGACACUGCUUUCAAUGCUGCACAACAAGGCUCUUUCGACGAAGAAGAGAUGAAACUUCAUCUUCCCGGCCAAAGUCGUAUGGAAGUCGCUCGCCCUUACCAGGUGAUCGCACGGGUAUGGGAUGGCCGCCGGAAUACGCCUCGAAACAGACGCAUCAACCCUAACACACGUUUCUCGGAGCUGGAUGAUGUGCCGAUCAUUCCCGUCAGAAGUGCCAGUUCGGGGACUCAACAAUGA
Fusarium coffeatum is the source of this 1107-nucleotide messenger RNA. RefSeq lists its product as uncharacterized. The record is from RefSeq and is a predicted model, not a curated record. The coding region runs from base 1 to 1107 and encodes 368 amino acids. The transcript has a single exon. NCBI's taxonomy places the organism in Eukaryota, Fungi, Ascomycota, Sordariomycetes, Hypocreales, Nectriaceae.